Molecule: messenger RNA, 972 nt
Organism: Penicillium oxalicum
Lineage: Eukaryota; Fungi; Ascomycota; Eurotiomycetes; Eurotiales; Aspergillaceae
Product: putative class III chitinase
Exons: 1
Coding region: 1-972 (323 amino acids)
Biological process (GO): carbohydrate metabolic process
Cellular component (GO): extracellular region
Molecular function (GO): chitinase activity
Source: RefSeq, a predicted model, not a curated record
AUGCCUCCUAUUCCCGGAGGUACGCUCGAUCGUCGCCGAGUGAUCUGCUAUCAUCAGACCCUAAUUCCGGGCGACGGUCCGUACGUAUCCAUGCUCCCACUUUUGGAGCACCACACCGGCGUAACACAUAUUAUCCUCGCCGCCAUUCAUCUGAAUGAGGGCCCAGGGAAUAUCACUCUGAAUGAUGAUUCUUUCGAGAGCCCCAAGUUUCACCCCCUGUGGGCCGAGGUGCCUCGUAUCAAAGAAGGCGGGGUGAAGGUGAUGGGCAUGCUGGGAGGGGCCGCCCAGGGGUCCUUUCGUCGUCUCGAUGGCAGUCUGGAGCAAUUCGAGCAAUAUUACGGUCCACUACUGGCAACUCUGCGACGCUACGGGCUCGAGGGUCUCGAUCUCGAUGUGGAGGAGGACAUGUCUCUUCAGGGAAUCAUCCGACUGAUUGAUCGAUUGAAGGCUGACAUGGGGGACGACUUCAUCAUCUCCUUGGCUCCGGUUGCGGCGGCUCUUCUUGGUAUUGGAAACCUAUCAGGGUUCGACUACCGACAGCUUGAACAGGCUCGCGCUGCCAAAAUUGGCUGGUACAACGCCCAAUUCUACAAUGGAUGGGGCGUUGCUGAAGACCCUCGUAUGUACGCUGCUAUCGUUGCUCAGGGCUGGUCCCCACGACGGGUCGUCUACGGUCUCUUGACAAACCCAGGAAAUGGGUCUCAAGGAUACGUGCCGCGUGACAAGAUCACCACCGUUCUGUCGAUGCUGGUCGAUCGAUUCCCGGACUUUGGUGGAGUGAUGGGGUGGGAGUAUUUCAACGCUCUGCCUGGCGGCCGUGAGAAGCCUUGGCAAUGGGCCACCGAGAUGUCAUUGAGCAUGGGUUUGAAGGAUGUCGUGAUCGCUGCUCGUCAAGUUCUUACUGCUGGUCCGAUGAUCAACAGCUUGAACAAUCUCUUCCAAGAUAUGAUGAACCAACGACGGGGAACAUGA